Molecule: messenger RNA, 2508 nt
Organism: Populus nigra (black poplar)
Lineage: Eukaryota; Viridiplantae; Streptophyta; Magnoliopsida; Malpighiales; Salicaceae
Exons: 1
Coding region: 1-2508 (835 amino acids)
Source: RefSeq, a predicted model, not a curated record
AUGGAUACUCGCGGAAAAAGUAAUGCUGAAUUCCGGACUGAGGUCAAUGACGCCUUAGCUAGGCAUGAGUCUAGCUUUGAUCAGGUGAAUGCUGCCCUUCAAGCAGUAUUAACCGAACUACAAGCCAUCCGCACCCAAAAACACCCAAACACUAACCCUCCCGAAAUCAAUCCCUUUGCAUCAGAAUCAUCAUCCCAGUUACAUAGUUCUCGCAACCCAAACACCACUAGUCAAACACACUCCCACCUCAAACUCUCAUUCCCUCGUUUUGAUGGCAGUGAGCCCACAGGUUGGGUGUACAAAGCCGAACAGUACUUCGAAUUUCAGGCCAUUGACUCGGCCCAGCAGGUCCAAUUGGCCUCCUUCCAUCUAGAUGGAAUUGCUCUCCAAUGGCACCGAUGGCUGACCAAGUUUCGGGGACCCCUUCUGUGGAACGAGUUCGUGCAAGCCCUUUUGCAACGAUUCGGACCCACAGACUACGAAGACCCAUCGGAAUCGCUCACUCGUCUCAGACAAACUACCUCUGUAGCAGCUUACCAAGAGGCUUUUGAGAGGCUCUCCCAUCAAGUUGAUGGACUACCGGAAGGUUUUUUAAUAGGAUGUUUUGUUGCAGGGCUGCGAGAUGAAAUCCAUAUUGAUGUCAAGAUUAAACAUCCCCACACACUGACAGAAGCAAUUGGAGUUGCCCGACUGAUUGAGGAGCGCAAUCUACUGCAGAGGAAGACCCAUCUUCCAAUUCGGUCUUCUUCCAUGAAUUUACCCUCCAGGGCACCAGCAAAUUCAGCAGCUGGAGUGUUGGGACCACCCCCAUCACAAAGACCAAACCUAUCACCAACAUCAUUCCGGAGGAUCACCACUCAAGAAGCUCGGGAACGAAGGGAAAAGGGGCUGUGUUUCUAUUGCGAUGAGAAAUUCAAGCCAGGCCAUCGCUGUGAACGACCACAAUUGUUUAUGAUCGAAGACAGCUCCAACACCAGCCUUGAGGAAGAAAUAACAGAUACUGAGGACAUCAUCAAUUCAGAGGACAUGCCCAAAAUUUCAUUCCAUGCUAUCGCAGGUGCUGAACACCCUCAAACUUUACGGGUGUUGGGUCAAUUGGGCAACAAGAAGGUAACCGUGCUCAUUGACGGAGGUAGCACGCAUAACUUCAUUGAUCAGGUGGUGGUAACCAAAUUUGGGAUACCCAUUAAUCGCAGCCAGCGAUUUCAGGUAAUGGUGGCUAAUAGAGAGAAAAUCACUUGUACUGGGCAAUGUCAGAGCCUCACAUUAAUCAUUCAGGGCAUAGCCAUCACUGCCAAUUAUUAUGUUCUCCCGGUCACGGCUUGUCAAGUGGUACUGGGUGUGCAGUGGCUUGAGACACUAGGUCCGAUUGAAAUGGAUUUCAAAAAGCUCACUAUGAGCUACAAAACGCAUGGAGAGAAACACACCUUUUACGGGUUGAAGCACACGGGUCAUGCUGCCUUCACAGAGAAGGAGUUUCAUGGGUUACAAGGAAAUGGAUUCUUCCUUCAAAUCAUUCCCUCACAUUCCAUCAUUGACAGUAGCAGCCAUCCACCGGAGCUUAAGGCCCUUCUAUCCGAAUUCUCGCAGGUGUUUGAGGAGCCCACGGGUCUGCCUCCCCAGAGAGCCAAAGACCACCACAUACCUCUACAACCCAAUUCCAGCCCAGUAAGUGUGAGACCCUACCGCUACCCGUAUUACCAGAAAACCGAGAUAGAAAAAAUGGUGCAAGACUUGUUGAAGUAUGAAUUGAUACGCCCCAGUAAUAGCCCAUUCUCCUCUCCUGUUUUGCUGGUCAAAAAGGCGAAUGGGGCUUGGCGUUUUUGUGUGGAUUAUCGCGCUUUGAAUGAAAUCACCAUCAAAGAUAAAUAUCCAAUUCCCGUAAUUGAUGAGCUCCUAGACGAGCUGCAUGGGUCUCGUUACUAUUCCAAAUUGGACCUACGAUCCGGCUAUCACCAAAUCCGAGUACGAGACGACGACAUACCUAAAACAGCAUUCAGAACUCAUGAAGGCCAUUACGAGUUCGUUGUCAUGCCAUUUGGUCUCACCAAUGCUCCGGCAACCUUCCAAAGUCUUAUGAAUGAUCUUUUUCGUCCCCACCUUAGGAAGUUUAUUUUGGUUUUUUUUGACGAUAUUCUGGUUUAUUCCAAAUCGUGGGAAGACCAUUUAACCCAUUUGCACACUAUUUUGAAGAUUCUAGCAGAUAAUACACUCUUUGCAAAGGAGUCCAAGUGCAGAUUCGGGGUUACACAGGUUGACUACAUGGGCCAUGUUAUUUCAAACCAAGGAGUAUCGGUGGAUCCUACCAAAAUUCAAGCAGUGGUUGAGUGGCCUACCCCUACGACAGCCAAGGGGGUCCGCGGAUUCUUGGGCCUGGCCGGCUAUUACAGAAAGUUCAUCCGCCAUUUUGGAGGAAUAGCCGCACCACUUACCCGAUUGUUGACCAAGGAUGGGUUCCAGUGGAGUGCAGAAACUGAUUUGGCUUUUCAACGUCUGAAGGAAGCUUAA